Molecule: messenger RNA, 5927 nt
Organism: Pipistrellus kuhlii (Kuhl's pipistrelle)
Lineage: Eukaryota; Metazoa; Chordata; Mammalia; Chiroptera; Vespertilionidae
Gene: MSANTD2
Product: Myb/SANT DNA binding domain containing 2
Exons: 4
Coding region: 4270-5259 (329 amino acids)
Source: RefSeq, a predicted model, not a curated record
GUUCAGAGGUCAACACUCAAUCACUGAGCCACGCCAGCCGAGCUAUUAUAGAAAGUUUUAUAAGAGAUAUUUGGCAAAGAUAAGAACACAGAUAAUGAAUAGUAUUAAAUGCUCGGGAAACUCAAAUGAGUUAAGGACUAAGUUUGAGGACUUUUUUUUUUUUUUUUUUUUUUAAACAAUUAAGAAGACUUUGCUGACCAUAAUAUGAACAGCUUCAAUGGAAUACUCCCCUUGGAUUAAGGAUUGAAUAAGUGUAGGCCUUUGAGACCCCUUUAGUGUUAAAAUGGGAAGAUGUUAAAGCUUGGCCGUUGUGACUACUAAGACUUAAUUUCAUGUCCGUACUUGUUUCUAGAUGUGUGAAUGUCCCUGUUUUAAGUUGUUAUCUUGGGAGAUUUAUCUAGCACCGAUGUUGGUGUUAAUCAGAUACUGAAUGCUCCAGUACGGUGUGAUACAGUCGGAACAGCUGGUUCGAUGCCCAGAACUGAACGCUGUGCUCCAGCUGUGGCCUCACCGGUGCUGACUAGAGAGGAAGAGCCACCUUCAUAGCUUACAUGUGAUUCCUCUGCUUAUACCACCCAAUGCUGGAUUUACUUACUUUGGCAAGAUAGCUGCAUUGUGCGCUGUAUUUAAUGUUCCGUGUGCUGUAACCCUGGGUCUUUCUCUGCAUUGCUGCGUGAAACCCCCACCCCGCCCAUCUCAAACCCCUGCCUCCGUUUACCUGCCCCCCCCACCCCCGUAGACUCCCCUUACAUUCAUCCACAAUGAAUGUCAUCUUUAUUCUCUCGUUUCUUUUCCGUCUGAUCUUAAACUUGGGCAAAACUUCCCCUCUACCAAUUGUCGGUUGUCAGCCUUCUUAUUUGUCUUUCUGCUUUGGUAACGGGACACCUUUCAAGUCUUUCCUCUGGUCCUUUUCCUCCUGUGGUCCUGGUACAGUUGGCACGGGGGACUUAGUGAGCAUCCGCCUGGCAUUGCCUGGCGAUCAAAUAGCUGAGAAGUCCUCUGGUUUGACCACCGACUCAGGUUGUUACCUACGCUCUCGGGCCUCCGUUCAGGUUUCCUUAACCCCUCCUGCCUCCAUCCCUGUGGCCUCACUCAGGAGGCCCUGUAUCUCACAGUCUUCCCCAGGGAGGGCCAGAGGCUUGUUUACCAUGGACAUUUCUGACAAGCGUCCCUCUUAAUUGUGAUUAGAAUGGUCUUUAAUCAUUUUUAGCAAAUUCUUCCCCCCCUUCCCCAAGAUAUUGGUUGUUGUGGUUUUUUUUUAAAUGUUAGAGCUUAAAAAAAACAAAAGAACUUAAGUCACUAUAAAUUUCUCAGGAGUGAGGUAAGGGAAGAAGGAAGGGAAGCCAGGCGAUGGAUUGUUCUGAGCAGGAAACAGGAACUGGCUCUCCAGGAAAAGCUAAGGCGAGGUCCUCGCAGGGUCUGGUCAGCUGUCAGGAAUGGGAGGCGAGACUUUGUUCUUUCUAGAUUCUGGAGCACGGUCUUACCUUCAGACUCAGAGCAGGUGUUUACGCUGGGCUGUGAGGGACUCUAGAUACGGUUGUGUAAGGGCAUGCUUUGGUGAACCAUGGAGAGUGUGCAAGGUGUGACCUGUCUGACUUAGGGGAGAUUGGUGAGGACACCUCAUGUGUCCUUUUUGAGUCAUUUCCAAAUCCCUCUGGUUUCUUACAGUAGCCGUCAAGCUGAAGUUUGAGCUCUUACUUUUUUUCCUAUGCCCUAUUUCAAUAGCUUCUCCUUAGAUCUGUCAUCUUUGCUGAACCUAGAAGAUACCUCAUAUGUAUUUAUGUUUUGAGAGUUAAAAUCAAUCUGGAAAUCUUUUUAACAUUUUCAGUACAUCACGUUUUAUCAUAACGAUAAAAUUUUCUCUGGUCACCAAGCAUUUUUCCUUCAGACCCUACUAGACGCUUUGCAUACCAGCAUAUUAACUAUUAAAGCGUAUCUCACAAGAACACUGCAAGGCGAGACAUAGACCGUAAAACGCAUCAUCUGACGGAGCUUCCACAUUGGCGACCGUUAGAUGUGGCUGGUUUUCUUAUUCACCGUCUCACAGUGAGUGUGAGCUCACUUCGGUGCUUUCAGAGGAAGUGAAUCCUCCCUGUGGUUUCCCCCUGGAGGGCCAGCCACAGUGGCCUUGUUCGCGCCCAGGUCGCAGCCCGGUAAGCGUGGCCCCUUCCUUCAAAGGAACAUCAGCUGUGUCCCCGCCUUCGGAACCACCCUCAGUGGCAGCCAACUGGCCCCUCUCGUGCUGGGUGCUUUUCGCAGCAGCCAGGCAGUGGCGGCACGGUUCUCACGUCCAUUUAUGGCCCUGGAGGGCGAGAGGGACACGGCCGGGACUCUCCAUGUACGGUCCUUGAGGAGUCGGGAAGCGUGGUCGGGUGUUCUUGGAGGCAGCAACGAGACAUUGUGAGAUAAAAAUAAAUCGCAGGAGAUGUUUGCGAUUCCAGUUCCAGUGCUGCCAGGAGGACGGAGAGCACGGGGGCGAGAGCAGAGUCCACGAGCUCUGGGAGGCAUCUGUGUCCUUCCCCUGAAGGCUGCCCGGGACCCCCCCAGUUCUCUAAGAGCUGUGUGCUUGUGUGACCGUCCCUUAGGAAGAGAAAGCCCAGUUCUUUGAGGCAUCAGUGGAGGCACCAGAAGAGAAUCGAGAGAGGAAGAGGGAGGAAGGUGCUCAGGCAGGGGGCAGGCUGGCCGGUUUGGGGACAGGGUGAUGCUGACCACCACUCUAUGUCUGAGGAAUAUCCUCCUAAGUGUCAUGCUCUUAUGAUUCCCUCUGCCCAUCCGGGUUUCUGGCGUCAAGAGAAGAUCUGCAAAGUAUCUUCACUGAACUUUCAUGGAGGUUCUGUCAAGGCUUCUGAGUUGUUUUAGUUCGGUGAGAACAGGUGAUGUGUUGGCUUAUGGGACGUCAUCUCACAUCUAGGAGACAGUCAUGGUCUGGCAAGAGCACGCACGGAAGUCGGAGGUGACCUGCUUUUGCGCAGGCGUGUUAGCAAGUGUUUAGGAGCCACCAGAGGAAAAAAGGGUUUUUGUCUCAAGGAAACUCUCAGAGUGAAACCCAGUCAAGCAGAAGGAACAUGGAGGCAGAGAUGGGAUAGAGACUGAGAGCAACUAAACUAAAUUUGGAAGCUGGGACCAAGUCCUUGAUUUAGCUUUUGCAAUAUCGUUCAACUGAGGAAACUGGCUGAUAAUACGCACUACGCCUUAGAAGACCCUGCAGACAAUGGAAGGGCUGUCUGUGUGAGAUAAUGAAGUCAUCCAGGCUUUCUGUGUGGACUUGCAGGAUGGUAUUUCUAUGCUGUGCGUUGGAAGGCAGAGAGAUAAAUGAAAUAACACCCCUCCACCUCACUUUCCCCCAAAAAGAAAUUAGUGGCUUCACUUGCUGUUUGUUGGGCUGGCAGUUUGAGUUGAUGGAAUAGACUAGUCUUACUGGAUGAGUUUUAGAUUAGGUGUACUGUUUCUUGAUUAUGGAUGUUUGAGACUGGAAGUCAGCAGCAUUAUUGAUUUGACCUCUCUUAAAUUUUAGCCACUUCCCCAAAGACAGGGUGAGUUAGUGAGGAGUAUGGACUCUUGAGUGAUACGGUUCACUAGUGGAUUCAUUUAGGGGAUUGUUUUUACCCUGUCUUCCUUCGUAAGAGUAAGGAAGGUGAUAGUCUUUGCUUCAGGGAACUCUCCUUUCUGUCCUCCCUCCCUCACUUUUCCCCAAUUCUGGCCCCAAAGCAGCUCUAUCUCUUCUGUGGCAGGUGUGCAUCCUAUUGGCUGGCUGGUAUUUCUUGUUUUCUUUUUUUUUUCUUCUUAUUUUUAAGUGGGGGAGGGGGUAUAAAAUAUGUGUAUGGGGUACAUGCAAUAAUGUUGUAAUAAUUAUUGUUUAAUUGAUAAUUAAUUGCAAAGUAAUUGUUUGAAUGAUAACGUGUUUUGAGUAAAUGCUAAAUUAGUAAAUUUUUUUUUCUAAUAUAAUAAUGAAUUUGAAAUGUAGCAUUCCUGUAACAAUGUGUCUCUGUUUGUCUGUCUGUGUCUGUCUAAUAGUAAUUAAUAUCUGUGGUCCGUACCUGGAAGAGGAAGGACAGCUUUAAAGGAAUAACAAAAGACUUUGUGUCUUAGACCCUUCGCAGGUGUUACAGUCGGGUGAAAGAACAUGGUGUUGGGAAAAGAAAGAGCAGUUACACAUUUGAACAGUUGGAACAGGUGUUUGGUCAGGGAGGAUGGGAUGCUCAGCCCUGCCAGCCUGUACUUAUUAACAGUAGUGGCUUGUACCAGGAGCUGGAGUCAGAUGGCAGCACUAUGGAGGAGUAUUCACAGGAGGACUGGGGAAACCACAGUCAGGAUCUCCAUGGCUACCCAACAGAUCAGGAAUUGGAUGAAAUACCUGUCACAAAGAGAACAUUAAAAAUAAAACAAGAGUCUUCUGAUGAAGCACAGAAGAGAGACAACAUGCAGAACAUCGUCCAGAUUUUGGAAUCGGUGCAGUUGAAAUGGGAACUGUUUCAGAGCUGGACGGACUUCUCAAGGCUUCAUCUUUCUAACAAACUGGCCAUCUUCGGCAUCGGCUACAACACCCGCUGGAAAGAGGAGAUCCGCUACCAUCAUGCCGAGAUCAGCUCCCAGGUGCCCCUGGGCAAGCGCCUCCGGGAGUACUUCAACUCCGAGAAGCCCGAGGGCCGGGUCAUCAUGACCCGCGUGCAGAAGAUGAACUGGAAGAACGUUUACUACAAAUUCCUGGAGAUCACCAUUAGCGAGGCCCGGUGCCUGGAGCUGCACAUGGAAAUUGACUGGAUCCCCAUCGCCCACUCCAAACCAACCGGUGGCAACGUCGUGCAGUAUUUAUUGCCGGGAGGCAUUCCCAAGAGCCCGGGCCUGUACGCCAUCGGCUAUGAGGAAUGUCUGAAGAGGCCCUCCUCCCCCCACGGGCAGCAGAGCUCCCUGGACCCGGGAAAGGAGGGCAGGGGUGACCUGGAAGCCCUUUCGGCACCAGCCUCGUUACAGGCAGAGGCAGAACCCGCGCGGAUCACCUACUGCUACCUCGGGAUCGCCGAGGUCAGGACCCUGCAGCAGUGCUUGUUUUUACACUUCCAAGCCAACACCAAGACCUUCAGCAAGGACUGGGCUGGGAUCAAUGGGUUUUUGUCUCAGAACUGCAUUGUGGAUCCCGGAGUCUCCCCCAAAUCCAUCUACAUCAAGUUUGUGGAAGUAGAGAGGGAUUUCCUCUCCGCGGGCUCUUUAGUCGAGUGCCUGGAAAAAGCCAUCGGGUACCGCUUAAAAUUUAACAACUGAGUGUCAUCCUUCAUAAGGAUCCCGGCUCUUACCUCCCUCUUCUCACUGCCUGUGACCCAGACUGUCCCUCACGCAGAUGCUGCCAUCAGACUCUCCAUGGAAACUCUUUCCACCGCUGGGCCAGUACAACCCGCAAAGGAUCACACGAGACUUUGAGCAAACAACACAGACCUCACCUCCAAAUGCUCACUUUGAGCAAAUGAGAUUUACAGCGAACUUGCAUGGUGGGUCGACUGUUUUUUUUUUUAAAAAAAAAAAAACAUUUUUAAAUGGGUAUUAGAGCCCUAAUAUAAACAAACAUAGGUACAUUCCAUAUUGGACAAAACUUAUACUUUGAGUUUCAUAUAAAAUUGAAAAAUUUUGUAUUUUUUCCACGACGUUUCCUUUUUACACAUCUCUAUGUCUCUACGUAAGUAUUAUUUACAACCCUGAAUAAAUAAGCAAUAGAUAAUGGCAAGUUAAAUCUCAAGUCACAGUCAAUAAGACUGUUUUUCAAUAUCACCUUUAGCUACGAUUGUAUAUAGUUUCAUUUUUUCACCAGCCAAGUGUUUUGCUAUUCCCAAUCAGUGUUGCCUGCAAAGACCUCUGUUUCUGUGAUGUACCAACUUGACGGUUGUGUUGCCGUUUAAACUUUUUUUUAAAAAAAAAAAUUAAAAUGAUUCCUGGCC